Molecule: messenger RNA, 2245 nt
Organism: Cuscuta campestris
Lineage: Eukaryota; Viridiplantae; Streptophyta; Magnoliopsida; Solanales; Convolvulaceae
Source: the annotation of a GenBank genome assembly
GGCCACGCUCCACAAAAGCAAAAAAGAAGAAAAGAACGAGAGAGAGAGAGAGAUAGAGAGAGCCAAACUCUCUAAAACCGGCCACCGCUAACCGCCGCGGCGAUGCUGCAGGAAAUUCCUCCGGCGCCACCACCACCCCAGCCCUGAAGUGUGAUUAUUUUCCGUCGAUCUCCUAAUUAAUCCUCUUUCCGGCUCCGAGAAAUGUCGGCAACAAGCAAGCAGAAACAGAGUCAAGCACGAGAGCUGAAGCACCGCGUGCUGACGUGCAUCCACAAACUCUCCGACCGGGACACGUAUUCCGCCGCGGCCACCGAGCUCGAGUCGAUCGUCACCACUCUGUCUCCGGACACCAUUCCUAUCUUCCUCUCAUUGAUCUCAGCCACUGAUUCUUCGGACAAGUCUCCCGUCCGCAAGCAAUGCCUCCGUCUUAUCUCGCUGCUUUCUGAGGUGCAUGGAAACAGUCUCUCCCCUCAUCUGUCCAAACUCCUCUCCGCCGUGGUCCGCCGCCUGCGCGAUACCAACUCCUCCGUCCGUUCCGCCUGCAUCGCCGCCUGCGGAUCCAUCUCCUCGCACAUUACCAUGCCCCCGUUCUCCUCCAUCGCCAAGCCGUUCCUAGAGGCGCUGUUCACGGAACAUGAAAUGAACUCCCAGAUCGGCAUCGCCUUAUGCUUGUCGGCAGUGAUUGAGGCGUCUCCAGAUCCGGAUGCAGCAUACCUGAGGAAGCUGAUGCCGCGAAUCGAGAAGCUAUUGAGAUGCGAAAGCUUCAAGGCUAAGGCGGCGCUUCUCACCCUGAUCGGCAGUGCAAUUGGCGUUGGAGGCGCUUCUAACCAUCUGGUGGUGAAGAAUUUAGUGCCGUGUUUGGUAGGAUUUGUCAAUAGCGAUGAUUGGGCUGCGAGGAAGGCCACUGUGGAGGCUUUGCUGAGGCUGGCCGUGACGGAGAAAGAAAUGUUGACGGAGUUUAAGGGAGCUUGCGUGAAGGCUUUAGAGGCCAAAAGAUUCGAUAAGGUGAAGGCAGUGAGGGAGACAAUAGAUCAGACGCUGGAGGCUUGGAAGGAGAUUCCUGACUCGGAUGAUGGUGUUUCACAUCAACUCAAAACAUCUUCCUCAUCCAAAGAAAAAGCUAGCGAUGGGUAUCAUCAACCAGGCUCCAUGGUUCCGCGCAAAAUGAGUUCUGGUGCUCCAAAUAUUAGAAAAAGAUAUACCCCUCCAAUCAAGUGGCAUGUAACUGAUAAUAGCUCACCUGCUGCUACAGCUAGGAGGAGAAGUCUUCAAGAGGGUACUCAAAAGAAAUCCGCUUCUGCAAUAUUUUGCAAACUUGAUUGCAAGAAGACUUAUGAAGUAGAGGUUGAAGUUACUGCACCUCAAGGCACUCCACCUGAAGUUUCACGGGAUGAUUUGAAAUAUAGAGAUGUGAAUGCUACAAAACCAGAAACCAGAAGAGCCCUGUUUGGACAGAAAAAUGCAGGAUCUCGUGUGGUCCCAUGUAAUGAAGAGAGAUCUGAGCAUACCACCAUUGGCAUGAGUAGUGAAACAGAGGAGCCUCACAGGAACCAAAAAGAGUAUGAAGAGCUCUCUCAGAUUCAGAAUCAACUAGUUCAAAUUGAAAAGCAGCAGUCCAAGUUGUUAGAUAUUGUCCAGAAAUUCAUUGGGAGUACACAAAGCGGAAUGCAUUCUUUAGAGACACGGGUUCGUGGCCUAGAGUUGGCGUUAGAUGGGAUCUCUAGAGACUUGGCUGUGUCAACCCGACAACAAACAUCACCGAAGAGAAAGACUGGAUUCACGUGUUGCAAGCUACCCGGUGCAGAGUUUUUGAGCUCGAAACCUUGGAAGAGGACAGGAAGAACUUUGUCCUCGCGGUUCUCACAGGUUGCUUCUACUGCUGCACAAACUAAAGUUGGUGCAAGUGAAGGUUUGACGGCAGAGAGUAGGAGGUUCGGAUUCCAAGGAAGCCAUGGGUUCAUCUUAAAUCCAUUGGCCCAUGAACCUCAACAGGGAGACUGUGAGGCUUCCACAAGUGGCGUCUAAAACAAUGUGGACUUUGUCAUGUGGAGAGAAAGAGAGUACAUAUAUCUAUACAUAUAGUACUACGUAUUAGAGCUAUGCUAGUAGUUUCUAUCAUUAUCCUGUUGUUGUUUUUCAGUUGAACUAAACACAUUUUACUGCCCCAUCCAUCAUACACACAUUCCCUUGUUGUGGAAUGUUAUGGUCAAGGUGUGGGUGGUUUGAAGAAAUAAUGUCCUUGUUU